UUUGGAUCUCUGUCCCUUCACAACCUUGUCUUGUUACACUCUCUACAACCAUCCUUCUCCCCGCCCUGCCUCUGAACAGCAAUAUGACAACUAAUAACCCUCCGCCAUCUCGUCCAGGCGUUCCCCUUAAGACGCCCAAAGGUACUCGCGAUUGGGUUGGCCGAGAUGCGCUCCUGCGUGAACAUAUCUUCCAGACGAUCAGCGGUGUUUUCAGGUGCCACGGCGGCAUUCCUUUGGAUACGCCCGUCUUUGAACUCAGAGACGUUCUCACAGGAAAAUAUGGCGAAGAUUCGCGUCUUAUAUACAACCUGGAGGACCAGGGUGGCGAGCUCUGCUCCUUACGAUACGAUCUAACCGUUCCUUUUGCUAGGUGGCUGGCUAUGCACAGAAAUGUUAAACGGAUCAAACGCUACCAGAUCGCUAAGGUCUACCGGCGAGAUCAGCCUGCGAUAUCCCGGGGUAGAUUUCGAGAGUUCUAUCAGUGCGACUUCGACAUUGCUGGCGAUUACGACCCGAUGAUCCCCGAUGCUGAGAUCCUGCGCGUCAUUGUUGAGGUCUUCGAUGCCCUCCAACUAGACAUCGCGAUAAAAUUAAACCACAGGCAGAUCCUAGACGGCCUUUUUGCGGUUGCCGGCGUUCCCGAGGAAAAGAUACGCCUUGUCAGCUCUGCAGUGGACAAACUUGACAAGGCGAUAUGGGCCGACGUCAAGAAGGAAAUGGUUGAGGAGAAAGGUCUUUCGGACGAAGUCGCGGACCGAAUUGGCGAAUAUGUGAGGCGCAGCGGCGGCAUACGCGAAAUGAUCCAGAUUCUCAAGUCGGAUUCAGAACUUUGCGGGAACAAAAAUGUGAAAGCAGGGCUAGAUGAUAUGGAUCUUUUGGUCACGUACUUAGAGGUUAUGGGUGUCGCCGACAAGAUUUCAUUUGACCUUUCGCUUGCUCGAGGCCUGGAUUAUUACUCCGGCCCGAUAUACGAGGUUAUCCUUACGGGCAAAAAUCAGCCCAGUCAGGUUGGCAGUAUUGCCGCGGGCGGGCGCUACGACGGUCUAGUGGGUAUGUACAGCAAGCAUCCCAUCCCAUGUGUCGGCAUAUCCUUUGGAGUUGAUCGUAUCUUUACUCUUUUGGACGCACGACAGAAUAAGAGUUCUUCUGAGCUAACCCACGAGGCCGAUGUAUACAUUGUGGCAGCUGGCGGCAAGGACUACGAUGGGCUUCUUCUCGAGCGUAUGGCGGUGGCACGCCAACUCUGGGACGCCGGAAUCCGGUCCGAGUUUGCCGCCAAGGUGAAGCCCAAGCUGAUGCAGCAGUUCAAUGAUUCCGAAUGCGUACCCCUUACUGUCAUACUUGGCCAGGACGAAUUAGCAGCCGGUCAAGUUAGGUUAAAGGUUAUGCGAGCCAGUGACCAGGAAACGGUUCAGAAGGAUCGAGGCCAACUUGUCUCUAGAGAAGACCUGGUUCAAGAAGUAAAAACUCUUCUAUUAGCCGUUGGACCUCAACAAGAAUAG
Lindgomyces ingoldianus is the source of this 1502-nucleotide messenger RNA. Its product is annotated as putative histidyl-tRNA synthetase. The transcript has 2 exons. Gene Ontology annotation, biological process: histidyl-tRNA aminoacylation; mitochondrial translation. NCBI's taxonomy places the organism in Eukaryota, Fungi, Ascomycota, Dothideomycetes, Pleosporales, Lindgomycetaceae. Gene Ontology annotation, molecular function: histidine-tRNA ligase activity; ATP binding. The record is from RefSeq and is a predicted model, not a curated record. Bases 84 to 1502 code for a protein of 472 amino acids. Gene Ontology annotation, cellular component: mitochondrion; cytoplasm.